AGUUCAUGUACUUAGCCAUGUAAGACAUCAAAAUUUAGUCAUGCUACUGGGCUCUUGUUCAAAAGGAAGCCAGAGGUUACUUGUUUAUGAAUAUGUCUGCAAUGGCUCACUGGAAGAACUCUUGUCAGGUAACAGUAAGAGGCCUCUCAACUGGGAAAAGAGAAUAAAAAUAGCACUGGGAGCUGCCAAAGGCUUAGCGUGUCUGCACGCCCGCAACAUCGUCCACAGAGAUAUGAGACCAAGCAACAUUCUCAUUACACAUGACCAUGAGUCAUGGCUGGGAGAUUUUGGUCUUGCAUGGUUGGCACUCUUGGGUACAUGGCACCGGAAUAUGCAGAACACGGAAAAAUGUCGACAAAGACAGAUGUCUAUUCAUUUGGAAUGGUUAUGUUGCAGCUUAUCACUGGACUAAGGACAACGGAUAAGAUUCCCGAGGGGAAAAGUCUCGUUGGAUGGGCAAAACCACUUCUGGAAUCAAAAAUCUAUCCAGACCUCAUUGAUAAAAGAAUUGCAGACUCCCAUGACGUCCACCAACUUCUCUGGAUGGUACGAGUUGCUGAAUCUUGUCUGAAAAAGGAUCCAAAUGUAAGGUGUACAAUGGAACAGGUAUGUUAAUCAAUUUUUAAACAUUUCUACUGGAAUAUCAUAAACACUUCAUCCAAGGCGCAAAAUUCUGAAGAUCAAGUGCUACUCCAGUUUCAUAAAAUAUAAUACGCCUUUUAUCUAUUUCAUUUUGAUGAAAGUAUCACAAAUUCACCUCCAUUGACUUGUCAUUGCCUUAACAAUGUUAUAUAACGUACUGCUGUUUGGAAGCCAAACCAUUUAUUCACAUUCCAUCAGAACUAUAGUUCUCUAUAAAAAACAAUAAUACUCGAAUAAAAUUGAUAAAGUUUGUGGGAGUAAAGAGUUUAGGGGUCUUCUUGAAAGUAAAA
Molecule: messenger RNA, 932 nt
Organism: Olea europaea var. sylvestris
Lineage: Eukaryota; Viridiplantae; Streptophyta; Magnoliopsida; Lamiales; Oleaceae
Product: inactive protein kinase SELMODRAFT_444075-like
Exons: 5
Coding region: 41-412 (123 amino acids)
Biological process (GO): protein phosphorylation
Cellular component (GO): plasma membrane
Molecular function (GO): protein kinase activity; ATP binding
Source: RefSeq, a predicted model, not a curated record